Molecule: messenger RNA, 1310 nt
Organism: Magallana angulata
Lineage: Eukaryota; Metazoa; Mollusca; Bivalvia; Ostreida; Ostreidae
Product: thioredoxin domain-containing protein 12-like
Exons: 7
Coding region: 154-660 (168 amino acids)
Cellular component (GO): endoplasmic reticulum
Source: RefSeq, a predicted model, not a curated record
AAUGUAUACGACCUCCUGUAAAAAAAUCGAAUCUUUGCAUGUGAUUUAAAGAAUGAUAUGGUAAAACUGCACGUUUAGCUUUACUUCUAAUCAAUUACCUCGGGAUCGGCAUUAUCCAGCUAUUUUCAUUUUCACACGAGGAGAAAGGAAAGAAUGACACCUCUAGCUGUUUUUACGUGUGCUUUUAUCCCGCUAUUGUUUUCUUGUGUGUUUGGUAAUGAUUUAGCUAGAGGAUGGGGUGAUGAUAUUGAAUGGAAGACAUUUGAAGAUGGAUUACAGGCAGCCAAGGAACAGAACAAACCUCUGAUGCUGGUCAUUCACAAGACCUGGUGUGGGGCAUGCAAAGCCUUAAAGCCUCAGUUUGCAGACUCUAAGGACAUCAAAGAACUCAGUAAGAACUUCAUCAUGGUUCAUACAGAGGAUGACGAGGAACCGAAGGGGGACCAGUAUGUUCCAGAUGGAGGCUACAUUCCCAGAAUUCUCUUCCUAGACCCAGAGGGAACAGUCAGGAAGGAGUUUUACAAUGUCGGUGGCCAUGACGAAUACAAGUACUACUACUUCUCACCUGACCUCAUUGUGGAGACCAUGAAAAGAGUGAUGGAGAAAAUCCACAGUCCUUCAGAGGAAAACAAAGAGAAAACGGUGUCAGAUGAGCUGUGACAUGACGACCUCGGACUAUCAGCCCUCAUCACUUUCUCUCUUUUAGGUUUUUUAAUCAUACUUUAUUGGAAAUAUGCAAAGAAACUCAAGGGUCGCUUCCUCAAACUUUUGAUCUCGGUGUUUUAAGCUGGGUGUGUUCUGAUUGCUGAACUAGAUGGUGCGGUGAUGUUUUAGAUUGGUAGAUUUUGCUGAACUAGAUGGUGCGGUGAUGGUUCAGAUUGGUAGAUUUUGCUGAACUAGAUGGUGCGGUGAUGGUUCAGAUUGGUAGAUUUUGCCUGUGUGUGACAGUCAUAGUUUGGACUGAACAUUAAGGGUGGGUGUCGGUGUACCAGUAAACAGGGAUUGGUAGAUUUUAGUAUUGGUAGUGAGAGUCACAUUAUGGAUUUAUGUUGUAUAAAAACAGUGUUCUCUGUAAAACCAGAGUGUAUAUUUUAUGAACAAAGAUUUCUACACUGUCAGGCAGUUGUUCACUUUUACAUACCAGUAACUGUGCUAUGCAUUCUUACAAACAUUCACUCAGAGUGCGAGUGCUGUCAGAUAAGUCUGUGAGUUUGUGUUUGUUUGGACAUUUUAUUUCAUCUCUGGGAAAUGGAUUGUUUGACCAUUAUUUAUAAUUUAAAGAAUAUUGAAAAUAAAAUCUGUAUAGUUUA